GUCACGAAAAACUGCGGGCCAGCUGUCACGGCGCGCGAAAGAUCAAAUUUUUUUUUUUUCCUCUAUUCGGUGUGUAUGGAACAGGCGGGAGGAAGAGGAACAACCCGGCUAAACGCUUUCUAAAUGUGCUUUAAAAGUCUGAAAUAGCCUUUUGUCACGCAGACAUUUACUUUUCGACGUCUGUUGUGGCUGCCGAGAUUCGUCGAAGCGUUGUCUCCGCUGGUUUAUUUUACAAAAGAGCGUAAACUAGCCGGCGGAUAAAGAUGAGCCUGGUCCUUUCUGAACAACAGGCGGAGGUGGUCCCAGCUGUGGCCCAAACUGCAACAGAGAGUGAUUCAGACAGCGGGAUGGGCUCUCCAGCAGAGGAGAUUGUCACAAAGACAGCUAACAAUAAAGAAGAGCUUCCAGAUGAUGAUGAUGAAGAUGAAGACAUCACAGUUCACAGAAAGCCUCAUCGUAAUGCCAUUAGAGACAGUGACAGUGAGGAAGAGGAGGCAGCUGCGGAGAACAGUGUACACAUGGCCGAAGCACUGGUUUUAUCUGCUUCCAGCGGAGAAGAGAUGGAGACUGGAGAGGCAGAAAAGAAGGGUGAGAGGAAAGAGAGAGGGGCGCAGAAGAGCAAGAGAAUAAACCGUGCUCCCAUUGACAGCGAAGAAAGUGAGCCUGAGCAAGAGAAAUGUGGAGAAAUGGAGGAGCAACAGGAGGAGGUGAGGAAGGAAGCGAAAUCGUCGAAGGAACGGAAAAAGAGAGAGAAGAGCCAGAGGCAUCGGGAGAAAAAGGAGAAGCGUAUCAAAGCGGUGGAAAAACUGAAGAAGAAAGAGAGGUUCUCUGAAAUGAAUGAGAACACACCUCUCUCUCGGGCUCUGAAUGACAGUGGAUGUCCGCUUGGCAACACAGACCUGUUUGAUACUGGUCUGGACGACGAUGAGGAGGAAGAGGAAGAAGAAGAGUCUUUGGAUGCCAUCCGAGCUGCUGUCAAGCAAAAGAUGAAAAAACAUAAGGAUCCUCUCUUGAAUGAGGAAGAUGAAGAGGCACCAGAGAAACCGCAGCGUGUGGAGAGGAAAGCUGCACGUGCCAGCAAAGAGGCAAUGAAGCAGCUCCACAGUGAGUCUCAGAGGCUGGUCAGAGAGUCUGCACUUGGGCUGCCCUACCACAUCCCUGAGCCGAAGACCAUCGACCAGUUCUUUAAAAAGAGAGCCAGGCCAGAGGGUCCUGCCAUGGCGUUGUUGAAAUCUACAAAGUAUUCAGCCGUGAUGUUGGAGACGCCAUCAGCUCCACCUACCACCAACCCACCCAGUGAGCCUCUGCAGCCAUCCACAGAGCAGAACUCGUCGCCUUCUCUAGAUUUGUCGUCCACUCAGAUCCAGCCCAUACCUCAUCCUGCUGCCACAUCGUCCCCGCAGCAGGAGAGCCUCAACCAGGCCAGAGAACCAACUGCAAGCCUAGAUCCUGACCAGGAAUCUGGACUGAUGCUUUACCUCUCUGAGAGUCUGCAGGAGUCAGUCACAACAGAUGAUAUAGUGAGACCUGCUUCUGACUCUGGAAAAGAAACCUCUCCUGCACCCUUAGAACAAAAUCAGAUUGCAGUAAUGUCUUACUCUGAAGCCCUGAAAAAAGAGCCUGAAUCUGGGGCUUUGGUUGCUCAGUGUGAAAGCGCUGAUCCAGCUGCAGCAGAGCCCUCAGUACAGCAACCCAUCAAACCCAAGAAGGACAAAUUGGCCAGACUGAAGAGGCUUGGACUGGACCCUCCACCUGUCGCUAAAUUGUGUCCAGAUGACGGAGCCUUUGUUCAGCUCGAGCCUCCACAGCUCAACCGUGGUGUGGAGGCCCUGAAGGAGCGUUACCUUCGUCACGUCCAAGCGCCUACACGCCCUCAAAGAGAGCGUACGAUGCAACUCAACAUCAUCCGCAAAGACAGCGCCCCGUCUGGCCAGGAAGAGUUGCACACUGAGUCAGUCACUGUCACUGUUAAAGAAGGAGCAGAUGAGCCUGUGGCAACCAAACCAGGAGAGAAGCUGCUGACUCUGAAGCAGCGCCUGCAGCUCGCCAUGGCACAACGGAGACAGGAGGAGAGGGCACGCAAGGCAGAGCUGAAUCGCCUAGACAAUGAAGACUGUGGGGAGGAGGAAGAGGAGGAGGAAGACAUGACAGAUGAAUCUGAGGAAGAAGAGGGUGUAGAUGACUUACUGGGAGGUGAUGAUGGUGAGCCAGAAGAGGAGGAGGAGGAAGGCAGUGUGGCCCAGAGUAUCAGGAGCCCUUCUCCUGUGGCACUGAACGGACCCUCGCCAACUCCUGACCUAGUUAACACAGAUGGCACACUCAUGCUGUUCCCCGGCAACUCCUGCUCUCGCACCGGUGAUGGUGUAAGAAGGUCUGGUCCUUCUAGACAGGACAGCAGCAAUAAGAUGGAAGAGGAUGACUCUCUGUCCCUGGUGAAGGACAACAGCCACAACAGCAGUUUUGAGCUUGCAGGAUCUAUGAUAACCUCCUAUCAGCCUGUCAAUCAUCAACGCUCCACAGGAAGAAGUGUCUCCAACUCCUCCAUUUUCCGUUCCUCUUCACCCUGCCUCUUCAGGCCCAGCUUCCUUGGCUCUGCCUCGAAGAGUUCAGGCAAACUCUCUGAGCCCUCUCUCUGCCUCCCUGUUGAGGACUCCCAAGACUUGUAUGCACCUACAUCUCCAGGAGCAGAUUCGGGUCCCCUGGGUGGAGCAGCUUCUGGCCCUGGUCUGGGAGGACACUCCCAAGGUCGCUUCUCCCUGGAGGACGACACCCAUUCCCAGUUACUAGAUGCAGACGGCUUCCUUAACGUGGGGCCACGCCCCGGUGCACCUCGCUCCCACAAGAGACAGUUGAUCCUGGACAACCUGGAUGAAAAUGCAAUGGAUGCCAACAUGGGGGAGCUGUUAGGGUUGUGUUCUGGUGUUUUUGGGACAGCGCAGAGCGACUCAGGUCAGGAUGGAGGCCUCGAAGCAACACAGGAGGAUGAGCUGCUUGGGUUGUGCUCUGGAGCGUUUCCACCAACACAGGCAGGAGAGGAUCGGAUGGAAACAGACAAGAGUCAGGAGAGAGGACAGGAUGAAGAAUCUGAUAAUACCAUGGAUCAGCUGCUGGGGUUGUGUUCAGGGAAAUUUCCUAGUCCAGGUUCUACUCACACGGCUUCGCCAGCACAAAACAGUAAAAAGAAGCCAGAGGAGGAAGAGCAGGAGGAGGAAGAGGACUGCGAGUUCCGGCUUUUGUCAGAUGUGGAAAGUCAUAGUGAACAGGAGGAUAAUGAUGAAGAUGGUGGAGAGGAAAACGAGGAGGAUGAAGAUGGAGGGGAGGACGAGGCAGAGGACAAUGAUGUAGAAGAGGAGGAGAUGCAGGGUGUGUUCGCAUCACACCGGGUUAAGAAAAAGAAGAAAAUGCGCUUGACUGACUAUGUGGACUCAGAGGCUGAGCUCUCAGGCAGUGACUUGGGCAGCGAUGAUGAGGACGGAGACAGGGGGAGCGAAUACGAGGAGGAGGAGCUUCUUGAAGAGCUUCCCUCUGAUGAGGAGCUGCAGGACCAGGUCAACAAGAUCCACAUGAAGCAGAUAAUGGAUGAUGACAAGCGUCGUCUGAGGCUCUACCAGGAGCGUUACCUAGCUGACGGCGACCUGCACUCUGAUGGCCCGGGACGAGCUCGGCGCUUCCGCUGGAAAAAUAUCGAUGAUGGUUUCAACAUGGACAGGAUGGAAGCAGAGGGCGAAGAAGAGGAGGACGAUCCUGAUGGUGUGGACCAGUCUGAGGUCCAGAGGAGGAAAGAGAGACUGGAGAGAGAACAAUGGCUCAGAGAACAGUCUGAACAGAAAGCCAAGAAAGGGGAAGAUUUGGAUGCAGAUGAUGAGAAGAUUGGAGAGGAAGACAGUCAUUUUAUGAAGCUGGCCAAGAAACUGACUGCCAAGACUCUGCAGAGAAAAGAGCCCCCUGUGGCACCACAACCAGAAAAGAAGACCUCAUCAGCUCUCAACCCCUUCCAGAGACCCUUGCAGCCCUUACAGGUGAGGAGAGGGUCACUACUGAGUCAGCCUCAUUCCGUCCUCCAGAAGCUGGCGUCGAUCUCAGAGGGGAAUCUUCUGGCGCCCAGAAACAGCAGAGGGUUCCUGUUUCAAACUCUGUCUCCUGAAAAGGGCAACUCGACCUCAGAUGCUCCCCAGAAGCAGAUGAUGAAGAAGAAGAGGGGGGCAGUGGGAGCAGUGAACCCAACAGCAAAAAGGGUCUGCAGGGAGAACAAACCUGCUGGACAGACUAAUGGCCCCCAGAGGAGCAUCUUCAACUUCCUGGACCACUGAGGUUGCAAUACACUAACUGACUGAUAAAGGCCAAAAUUAACCAGCCAUAUCCAGUAUUUAACCAGCCAAUAAGACUUAAAGGAGGUGGUAAAAUGAUGGUUACGUGCCACGGUGGCUGGUAGACGUCCUCCCCUCUGUGUCCCUUUUAUGAUACACAAAUACAGAUGCUUGUAUGUGUGUUUGCAUGUUUACAUCGCCUUAAUAUGGCAAACUAAAGAGCACCACUGAGGCAUCUUUUUUGAUGUUUUACUUUUUCUUACACACAUUUGCUGUUCACUAGUUCGGCUUGUGUGUCUAAAUUUUAAAUCUGUUAUGCCAUCAGAUCUGUCACUUCUUACUUGACUUAAUUUGGACUGCUUGACGGAGGUCCAUUUUAAAAAUGUUUUAUUGUGUAAAUAGGAUUGAUUUGGUUUUUAAUGGCGAGGGAGUUUUUGUAUGAUGAUUUAUUUGUUUUACAUUGUAAAUAAAAUUGUAUUUUAAGACAUUG
Messenger RNA from Siniperca chuatsi (mandarin fish), 4797 nucleotides. Its product is annotated as claspin. Lineage: Eukaryota; Metazoa; Chordata; Actinopteri; Centrarchiformes; Sinipercidae. Gene Ontology annotation, molecular function: anaphase-promoting complex binding. The transcript has 24 exons. The record is from RefSeq and is a predicted model, not a curated record. The coding region runs from base 264 to 4310 and encodes 1348 amino acids. Gene Ontology annotation, biological process: activation of protein kinase activity; mitotic G2 DNA damage checkpoint signaling; mitotic DNA replication checkpoint signaling.